Molecule: messenger RNA, 1767 nt
Organism: Fusarium musae
Lineage: Eukaryota; Fungi; Ascomycota; Sordariomycetes; Hypocreales; Nectriaceae
Exons: 6
Coding region: 1-1767 (588 amino acids)
Source: RefSeq, a predicted model, not a curated record
AUGCAUGCCGAACUCGCAAGUGAGAGAAAGAUCGACACCAUUGACCGUCGUCUUGAGGCCCUCACCGAGCUCAUGCGUGAUAUGAAGAUGAACAUGUCAUCUACAAGCACACAACCCAACCAGAAUCACAUGCCCAGCUCUGAUGUCCCCCGCCAAUCGCCAGCCCAAGCCUCGAGCUCAACACCCUAUGGGCAUCUCGCUCAGCAGACUGCAGACAGCCCGGUCAUUGAAGGAGAAUCUUCCCUAGCUGCUCAUGGUGAAUUUGCAAACGAAUUCCUGAAAAAUGCUGUUGGCACAGAGUCCUUACAGGGUGCUAGCCUUGAGCUACGUGAGACCUUGGAUUCACUACAUCACAUCGUCAGCUCUCUGAAGCAACAGACGGCUGCCACGGAGAUGUCAUAUCCCCAUGCUAGACAACUACCACGUCCGAGUCUAAAAAACAACGAACUACCUCCAAUUCAAACAGCCGUUGCCUUGAUACGAGAAUGUGAGACCGAAAACUCAGAAGUGUCUGCCUGGAUAAGGGAGUUCUUCUCCAUGGAGAGCUUCUCGGGCAUGUGUCUUCAUGUUUAUUUCUCAGAAGAUGUCUCAGAGGCUGAUAUCAUCCUUGUGAACGUUGGCCUGAUGUACAUGUUCAUGGAUCGCCAGCAGCGUACUGCAGACGCCAAAGAACAAGAAGAGUGCGAGGGGUACAUGAAAACACUUCGCGAAAACACCGAAACGGCGCUUGGCAGGGCUUCUACUAUCCAAGACUGGGAUGUCACCGUGCCGCUUCUUACCUCGAACCCUCCCAAUGCUACGCCCCUAUCGGCCUUCAUUUGCCUCUGGGUCGCUACAGCUCGGUGCCAAGGACACAUAUAUGAGCUGCUGUACAGCCCAGACUCUAUGACAAAGUCUGAUGAUGUGAGGAGAUUCCGUGCUCAAAAGCUUGUGAACGAUCUGAAGGAUAUCUCGAGGAGGAGCAAGGAGCUGAGUAAAUCCCGCGAGAAGGAAGUGAAGACAAAUCUUGGGGAGUACUUUUUCGAUUUUAUUCUCAUUUCUGAUGACGUUCUUCGACUUUCACUUCUGACCCUGAUUUAUCGAGCCACUCCUGGGCCACCCAACUCCAAAAGUGUAUUGAGGCUGCGCGUGCAACACUACAUCGCCAUCAAGAUUGCAUGGAUCUCUUGGGACGGGAUAAUACUGUCUAUUUUCCUUCUUACGUUCAUUGGUGAGCACACUAAUGACAUGGUAUCCUGGGGCAAUGCUGACAUGAUCAGGACAUUACUAUUUGCCCCUUUCAUUCCUUUCAUCGUUGUGUUCUGUCAAGUCAUUGAGACCCAGGACCAGACGGACCUUGCCCGUUUGCACAGCUUCUGCACAUCUCUUGAGACGACCAUUCAACUAUCAGAUGCAGCGGCGAAGACAUACCGCCUGUUCCAGGUCCUCUAUACAGUAGCACUUCGAUACAUAGAGUUCCGGACAAGCACUCCUCCAGCCGACCAAACACAGGCCAGUGCUGAACUUAACAACUACCUCGCUGCUCUCGGAUUUCCACCAGCAGGUCUGGAUAACGGGGUUCAACAAUCGGCGCACAUGGACCCCAGUCAGGCUGGUGCGUUCUCACAACCGCUCGGGGAUAUGAGUAUGCUUGAUGGUGCCGACGGUCAGAGAGGAGCAAACACGAUGAUGUGGAUGGGUAACACGGCGCAACUUGGCGAAUGGUUCAACAGCAGUCAGCAAAUGAUGGAGUUACUGGAGGAGCCUAGUUUCACAUUCCCUCAGUGA